Molecule: messenger RNA, 1528 nt
Organism: Bradysia coprophila
Lineage: Eukaryota; Metazoa; Arthropoda; Insecta; Diptera; Sciaridae
Source: RefSeq, a predicted model, not a curated record
UUUGAAAUAAAAUCCAAAGUGGUGAAGAUCAAGCGCUGUCGUUAUUUCCUUCGAAUUCAAUUCUGAAGCGAACAGGUGAAAAAAGAAAUCAAGAUGGAGCCAUCUUUUCAAGAUAAACUAGAGGCCAUAAAAUCGUUAUUGAAUGAUACUCUUGGUCCAGAUGCGCAUUUAUUGCUAGGUGAUUUGAGUAAGCAAGCUUCCGAUACCGUGACGAAUAUCAAUGAUGAUAUGACGGUCGUAGACGCAACAGAAGAUGACAAUUUAAUUGUCAUUUCAUCUGAUGUAGAUCCUUCUAUUUUGCCAAUUGGAAAUUUAGCCACGCGUGACGGGGACAUAUCAUUAAACAGCGAUGAACAUGCGGCCAACAACACAAAAUUUACGUUAAGCGAUAUACACGCCAUUAAAGAUUUGGAUCUCACAAUUCUGCUAGCCAAGCAUAACAAAUUCGGAAGCAUAGAAAAAGGCGAUCGUGUUGUAGUGGCAAAAUGCAUCGUCAAAAAUCUUUUAACCAAUAAUCAUGAUCUUAGAAUCGAUCGACAAUGCUUCCUAGACAUUGCAGCUGCUAUAACCGAAGCCUUUCCAUCUGAACAAACUGCCUCAUACUUUAUACCAUCUCAUGGUUCAGUUUCGGCAAAAGGAGCUCUCUAUAAUUCGUACCGCAGUUACCGUGAAUCUCUUGGCAAUGUUGCUCUGAUCAGCGUUAGAGCCAAGGCUAGGAAAACUACAAAAGUCACUGGUGAAAACGAGGCAGAAGAUGAAGAAGACCCAGUCAAGUCGCUAGCCUUCGUGAAAUCAAAUACGGACCCGAAACCUGGUAUGGAACAUCAUUGGGAAAUUUCACGAGCAGAGCGGUUGAAGCUUUUGAAGACCAUGACAAAUUUCGUUUAUUUUGACACGUUCCCAGUACUCAAAAUGGGUGAUGGAUUCCAUUGGCUUAUGCGCGAUUUCGAUUCGAAGUAUCCAGAGUCAGCUGAUAUUUCAAUACUGUGGCCUGACGUUGCAUCCAAAAUAAUAGCGUUUGCUCGAGCAAUCCGAAAUAAGAAUCCUGUCUUAAAACAACUGCUGAAUGACAUCAACGAAAGCAACGAAAAUGUGGUGUCGAUCCUAUUGUUGCCACUGAUCUUGAAGAAUGUCACUACCACCAACAAGCAAAACAAGGACGGUAAGAAAACGGCAAGAUUGACUAAGGUUGAAAUAUCGUCGAUGUUCGUGCAACAAUUUAAGACUGAAGCUGAGCGUGUCCCUGAUGACGUAACACACGAUUAUCCACGAAUGACGUUGAUUGGAACAGACCUAAAUAAUGCUAUUUUGUACGUCGAAGUCGGGGAAGUCCGUUAUGGAUUUCAAAAUCCACUUAUUUGUUUGGGAACAUGUUUCAAAUUGUACUUCGCGUUGGACUGCGAGUUCCACCCAUCAUCGAAACACAUUUGGCAAUUCAUUGAUGCCGCCAUUUAUAGAUUAAAUGUAAUCAAUGUUAUGCCGAGUGUUAAAUCUCAACUAUUUGAUAUUUUAAAAAUGUAAAAUGUUU